Messenger RNA from Penicillium canescens, 414 nucleotides. RefSeq lists its product as uncharacterized. NCBI's taxonomy places the organism in Eukaryota, Fungi, Ascomycota, Eurotiomycetes, Eurotiales, Aspergillaceae. The coding region runs from base 1 to 414 and encodes 137 amino acids. Gene Ontology annotation, biological process: lipid metabolic process. The record is from RefSeq and is a predicted model, not a curated record. The transcript has 2 exons.
AUGCACGCUUGGGGCUGGUUAGGCUACAACAUUGGAAACCCCUGGCUUAAGUUCAAGCCCCUUGCUUUUACCUCUCGAUUUUCAAAUAAACCCGUUAUCGAUGCCAUCAACGAGGAUGUUAAGAAAUCCGAUGGUCCUGAAGACCACGAAAGAAAGGCGAGUCGCGUCUUGUUCAUUUGUGCUACCCUAGCCGAGGAGGGCACAUCUCUUCUCCUGCGCUCCUACGCAACUCAACCAGACGAUUAUUCGAGACUCGAGGUUUUGAAUCAUACCACAAUCAAUGAGGCUGUAGGCGCUACAUCUGCUGCCCCAACAUACAUGCCCGAGGUUGAGAUUCAAGGGUUAAGAUGCUGGGACGGCGGACUUCUUAACAACAACCCAAUUGAUUUUCCAAGUAUGGGCACCAAGAUAUGA